UACUGGCGCCAUACGCAUUUUGACCUAACCUCAAUCAUCUCCUCCACUCCUGCCAAUCGCCUCCGCCUGCCGCCGUCGCACCGUCGUAUCGCCUCCGUCUGACCACCGAUCAUCAAAAAACGACAGGGACUUUUGGAGUCACUGGAGAAGUCGUGAUGAUGGUGGUUGUUUAUAAAACAUGUGUAUGAAUGUAACAAGACGACAAACACAGACAAACAAGAAUGCUAAAAGUGUGGAUGGAUCCAUAGAAAAGGAUCUAGAAUAUAUAUGAAUGCGUGUUUGUAUCAAGGUUGAGUGGGGAAAGAAUGGAUUCUAGCGAUGAUAAAAAGAGAAUGAAUGUAGAAGACGACGAUAGACUAAGCAGCUUGCAAGACGAGCUUAUCCAUAAAAUUCUUUCUUUUAUCGGCAUCAAACAUGCUAUUCAAACGAGUGUUUUGUCUUCGAGAUGGAGGUUUAUUUGGACUUCAAUGCCUUAUCUCAAUUUCUCAUGGGACGAUUUCUAUGAGUUACCCAAGUUCUCCGAAUUUGUCACUCGUGUUCUCUCUGGCCGCAAUAAUCAAACAGAAGUGUCUUCAGUCAAGCUUAGUAAUUUUCGUGGAAAGGAUAGCGAUGUGAUUGUCGAACAAAUCAUGAAGUAUGCAUUCUCUCACAAUAUCCAACAACUGAAUGUUGCAUGCUUGCCUCAGAAUAAUGUUGAAUUCCCUCCUUUUCUCUUUAGUUCUCGGUCUCUUAAACAUCUUAGUUUGACAAAGGAAAAUUUCUCAGCAUUCCAAAGGAGACAUUCUUCUUCAUAUGUCUUUAAAGCAAAAUCUACUUGGGAGCUCCCUGUCUUAACAACACUGUAUCUCUAUGGUGUCACUUUGUGUUGCGAUGACAAUACUGAUAAGUGCAUUGGUUUUUUCUCCAAGUGUGCAAACUUGAAGAAUCUUACCUUAAAAAGUUGCUAUACGGAGGGAUUUAAGGGUUUAAGUAUAUGUCUUCCUCUACUUUCCAAUCUUACAAUUGAAGAUGUUUAUGGUAGUGUGGAGGAUUACAAUAUUGUUGCACCUGAACUCAAGAACCUCAAUAUGAGUGGUGUCUUUACGCAAGACCAUCAGUAUCUGAUUUCUGCGCCCGCCCUUGUAUCCUUGCUUUAUAAAGGGUUUUAUGAUUUGUCACUUUCUACAGACGAUUUCUCCUCUUUGGAGAAGGCGGAUAUUUGUGUAUCUUAUCCAAGAGAUGCUCGUAAAGCUCUACGACUGCUUCAACAACUUCACAAUGUCAAGUUUCUUACACUUAACUUGGAAAUUGUCGAGCUUCUAAAUAGAUCUGUGGAUUUAAUGUCGUAUCAACCUUCUCCGUUUGUUAACUUAAAGAGUUUAAAGAUUCAUCCUGUAAGAGAACUUUCAGAGGUUCGAGAACACACUAGAGGAAAGAUGUAUGCAGAAGUCAAAAGCUAUUUGCUAGACGGUUCCACAGGUGCCACCUUAAUAAUGGUGUCGCGUGAGGAUAUUAGAGCUAUUAAAAACACCAAGUUUGCACAAGAAUUUGUUUCGGAGUUAUGGGAAAUGUUAGAGCAGGAGAAAGCUAGAAUAGAGGCCAAAAUGACAAAGACGCGUGAACAAGGGAGGCCACAUUUUAGUGAACAUAUCUAUAAGUGUAACGAUAUGUGUUGGGAAUAUACGAGUGUGCAGGUUAAAGAAGGGAAAGAAAAGACUUCUGACAUUAUCUCAAUGUUGCAAAAUAUUAAAGGAUUACUGGCAGAGUUGCCUGCAUCAAACCAGGCUACCAUUCACCCAUCUUUUUCAACUUUGUGUGCUGAGGCCGCCAUUGUGACGAAUAAAAUAACAGAAUGCAUAAAGAUGGACUGUGCUGAGAAUCAAAGACGUUUAAAUGUGUGCUUGCAUGACCUUGCUACCACAUUGCAGGCGCAGCCGUCUUCUAAGCUAGGUGCGAGUUCUUGAGUUACCUUGUACUCACUAGUGAUGACUCUUAUCAAAAGGUAAACUCUUGCCUUGAUAUUGUUCUUUUGUUUGGAUAUGUUUGUUUUCUACCAAAAAAUCUUGACUGCUAACUCUUGGUGCCGUGUUGCUCUUAAUUUGGUGUCAUUGCUGCCUCAUUAUUUAUGUUGGUUGCUUUUUCUAAUCGAUGAAAAGUUCGUUUA
Molecule: messenger RNA, 2143 nt
Organism: Helianthus annuus (common sunflower)
Lineage: Eukaryota; Viridiplantae; Streptophyta; Magnoliopsida; Asterales; Asteraceae
Product: F-box/FBD/LRR-repeat protein At5g56420
Exons: 4
Coding region: 306-1943 (545 amino acids)
Molecular function (GO): protein binding
Source: RefSeq, a predicted model, not a curated record